Messenger RNA from Diospyros lotus (date-plum), 2982 nucleotides. RefSeq names its product aminopeptidase M1. Bases 41 to 2698 code for a protein of 885 amino acids. Gene Ontology annotation, biological process: proteolysis; peptide catabolic process. Gene Ontology annotation, molecular function: peptide binding; metalloaminopeptidase activity; zinc ion binding. The record is from RefSeq and is a predicted model, not a curated record. The transcript is spliced from 19 exons. Gene Ontology annotation, cellular component: cytoplasm. Lineage: Eukaryota; Viridiplantae; Streptophyta; Magnoliopsida; Ericales; Ebenaceae.
AGAGUGUGACGAGUAGUGGGAACGAGAGAGAGAAAGAGCCAUGGAGAAGAAGCAGUUGGAGCAGUUCAAAGGGCAAGCGAGACUGCCCAAAUCGGCCGUCCCGAAACGUUACGACAUCAAGCUCAAACCGGACCUGGUGAACUGCAAGUUCGAAGGCGCCGUCGAAAUAUCCGUCGACGUAUUGGCCGACACCAGCUUCAUCGUCCUCAAUGCCGCCGAUCUCGUUGUUGACCCUAAAUCCGUUCGCUUUUCCACAGAUCAGACUGGUUCCAAGCUGGUGUUGGAGGCUUUGGAGGUUGAGCUGUUGGGAGAAGAUGAGAUCCUGGUGGCGGAGUUUCCCCGGAAUCUGCCGCUCGGAGUUGGGGUUUUGUCCAUUUCCUUCCAAGGAACCCUCAAUGAUAAAAUGAAAGGCUUCUACAGAAGUACUUAUGAGCAUAAUGGGGAGAAGAAGAACAUGGCAGUGACACAGUUUGAACCAGCUGAUGCUAGGCGGUGCUUUCCCUGUUGGGAUGAACCUGCUUUUAAGGCUACAUUCAAAAUCACAUUGGAGGUGCCAUCAGAGCUCAUAGCUCUUUCCAAUAUGCCAGCUAUUAAUGAAAAAAUGGACGGCACUGUUAAGACAGUUUGCUAUCAGGAAUCGCCUGUCAUGUCUACUUAUUUGGUGGCAGUUGUCGUUGGUUUGUUCGACUAUUUGGAAGAUCAUACUUCUGAUGGAAUCAAAGUCCGGGUUUAUUGCCAAGUUGGCAAGGCUAGCCAAGGAAAAUUUGCUUUAGACGUUGCUGUCAAAACACUCGAUCUUUACAAAAAGUACUUUGCUGUGCCAUAUUCACUGCCCAAAUUGGAUAUGGUUGCAAUCCCUGAUUUUGCAGCUGGAGCUAUGGAGAACUACGGUCUAGUUACAUAUCGUGAAACGGCUUUGCUCUAUGAUGAAAAACACUCUGCGGCUGCUAACAAACAGAGGGUUGCAACUGUUGUGGCCCAUGAACUUGCACACCAGUGGUUUGGCAAUCUUGUGACAAUGGAAUGGUGGACUCAUCUUUGGCUGAAUGAGGGAUUUGCAACAUGGGUGAGCUAUUUAGCAGCUGAUAGCUUGUUUCCAGAAUGGAAAAUUUGGACACAGUUUCUUGAUGAAAGUACAGAGGGCCUUAGGUUGGAUGGGCUUGCAGAGUCGCAUCCCAUUGAGGUCGAGAUAAAUCAUGCUAGUGAGAUUGAUGAAAUAUUUGAUGCAAUUAGUUACAGGAAAGGUGCAUCUGUUAUCCGCAUGCUGCAGAGCUAUCUUGGUCCUGAAUGUUUCCAGAGGGCCCUUGCUUCAUACAUUAAAAAAUAUGCUUGCUCAAACGCAAAGACAGAAGACUUGUGGGGUGUCCUUGAGCAGGAAUCUGGUGAACCAGUGAAUGAGCUGAUGAAUUCAUGGACAAAACAAAAAGGUUACCCAAUUGUAUCUGUCAAAGUCAAAGGUCAAAACUUGGAGUUGGAGCAGUCACAAUUCCUGUUGGGUGGUUCCCCUGGGGAUGGGCAAUGGAUUGUUCCAAUAACACUGUGCUGUUGCUCAUAUGAAAAUCGCAAGAGUCUUCUAUUGCAAGUAAAAUCUGAAACUCUUGAUACAAAGGAAUUCCUUGGCUGCUCAAUCUCCGAAGGUAGCCUUGCAGAUACAGGGGUUUGGAUAAAACUAAAUGUAGAUCAGACAGGCUUUUAUAGGGUGAAAUAUGGUGAAGAACUUGCAGCCCGACUUCGAUAUGCAAUAGAGGCCAAAUACUUGUCUGCAACUGAUAGAUUUGGAAUUUUGGAUGAUUCAUUUGCCUUAUGUAUGGCAUGCCAUCAGCCCUUAGUCUCCUUGCUUACCUUGAUGGGUGCUUACAGGGAGGAACUUGAAUACACUGUUCUGUCUAACUUGAUCAGUAUAAGCUACAAAAUUGCAAGAAUUGCUGCUGAUGCUGCUCCUGAAUUGCUGGAUAACAUGAAACAGUUUUUCAUUAACCUGUUUCAGUGUUCAGCAGAAAAACUAGGUUGGGAUCCUAAAGAAGGUGAGAGCCACUUGGAUGCCAUGUUGAGAGGAGAACUAUUGACUGCCUUAGCCCAGUUUGGACAUGUUGUUACACAGAAUGAAGCAAGAAGGCGUCUUAAUGCAUUCUUAAAUGACAGGAAUACACCUCUUCUUCCACCUGACAUAAGAAGGGCUGCCUAUGUGGCUGUGAUGCGAACUGUCAGCACAUCAGAUAGAUCUGGUUAUGAAUCUCUUUUGAGGGUUUAUCAAGAAACCGACCUGAGCCAGGAGAAAACACGAAUUCUAGGUGCUUUAGCAUCCUGUCCAGAUCCAGAUAUUGUGCUUGAAGUUCUCAACUUUAUACUGUCCUCUGAGGUUCGCAGCCAAGAUGCUAUUUUUGGAGUCCAAGUUGGUAUAGAGGGGCGUGAAACAGCUUGGAGGUGGCUGAAGGAUAACUGGGAUUACAUCUCAAAGACAUGGGGCUCUGGGUUUCUGAUCACUCGCUUUGUCAGCACAGUCGUGUCACCAUUUGCUUCUUUCAAUAAAGCAAAGGAAGUGGAGGAGUUCUUUGCAAGCCGGACUAAGCCUGCAAUCGCAAGGACCUUGAAGCAGAGCGUGGAGCGGGUUCACAUCAAUGCAAAGUGGGUUGAAAGCAUUCAGAAGGAGAAGCAUCUAGCUGAGGUUGUUCAAGAGCUGGCUCACAGGGAGUACUAAGAGACAACAAGACAGCAUGAGAAGGCAUUCCAUUUCCACAGCACAGAAUCCUCAUUUACACCCAGUAACCAAAAACUCUCAUAAGAACAAUUUAGGGAAAAUCAGUUCUAUAAUAAUAAUCAUAGUAAUCUGGAUUAUUGUUCUGUAUCCUUUUUGAUAAAGCUUGGUGGUGGUUGGUUUUUUGAAAGAUACUCUGGUUCUGUGUCCAAUGAUUUUAUGCCUGUUGCCGUCUCUAUCUAUAUAUAAUGCAGCAUUCACUUGCCAUGAAAACAGUUUUACCAUUU